UUUGGUACCGCCUAAAACCGUAGCGUUGUACAUCUCCCUACUCAUCUCUGGUGUCAAAAAUCUGUUUUCGGUUCUACGUCAAAGAAAUGACGCAUUUAAAUAAUUGACAAUAAGUAAUAGUCAGUGUCGCGAAUAAUUAUUAUUCACCUUAUAGACAUGGUGUAAGAAUAAUUUGCGAUAAGUAGCAUCGUAAAGGGGAAAUCGUGCCGCAUAACGUGUGUGCCGACAAGUCAUUGUCUAUUUUUGUGUGAGAGGGAUCGAUACAUUUUUGCAUGCAAAUCUACUAAAAAUAGAUACGGAAUCAUCCGAAGUGUAUUUAUAUCGCAAAUGGAACGGUAAGAAUGGCUUUUGAGGUUAUCGCUUCGACGCGUGAACAGCGCAAGUCCUGUUUCUGUUAACUGACACAAGCUUUAGCACUUGACGGACAGAAAAGUCAGAAACUCCAAGAUACAGUGACUCUUGUACAAAAGAUAUACAUUUAUUGGCAAUGACAGAGGAAACUGAGAUCAGCCAGUCCCUACUGAACCGGGUUUACUAUGCUGCUAGGGAUGGUAUGGCUAUUACGCUCUAUGCCUUACUUAGUGCCAGAUUCUCUGAUCAAAUUGAUUAUCUCAUCAAUCAGAAAGUCUUGGAGGAAGAUGGACAACGAUGUACCCCAUUAAUAGUAGCAGCUAGAUAUGGUCAUGACCGGGUUGUUAAAAUGCUUCUAGAAAAAUUUAAGCCUGACUUAGAGCAAGAGGGUACUGUAAAAUUUGAUGGAAACGUAAUAGAAGGGGCUAGUGCACUAUGGUGUGCUGCAGGUGCUGGUCAUUUAAACGUCAUUAAAACAUUAGUCAAAGCUGGGGCCAACGUGAAUCAUCCCACAAAGUCGAACUCAACGCCUCUAAGGGCGGCAUGUUUCGAUGGUCGACUCGAUAUUGUAAAAUAUUUAACGGACCACAAUGCCAACAUACACAUUGCCAAUAAAUAUAACAAUACCUGCCUAAUGAUAGCGGCCUAUAAGGGCCAUCUUGACGUAGUGAGCUUCCUCUUAGAAAAUGAAGCCAAUCCAAAUGAGAAAGCUCACUGCGGUGCAACUGCCUUACAUUUUGCUGCUGAGUGCGGUCACUAUAAUAUAGUGUAUGAGCUCUUGCGGUUUGGUACAAAGAUGACAAAGAAUGUAAAUGGUAUGACACCCUUAAUCGUAGCUGCCGAUAGAACGAGAAUGGAAGUCGUGGAAUGUCUAGUUGAAAGAGACGAAGUCACCAAAGAGGAAGCUAUAGAAGCGUUCGAAUUACUUGGCGCGUCCUAUGCCAACGACAAAGAUAAUUAUUGUAUCAUAAGGGCAUACAAGUAUUUGCACGCAGCAAUGGAAUUACGGUUUAGUGAUCCCAAUAACAUUAUUCCUAAGAAAGUUGACGAACCUAUAAGUGCUUAUGAGAAUUGGAGAGAGUGCGAGACUUUAGAGAGACUAGAAAGCAUAAAAAAUAAUCAUAAUGCCAUUCACAUGGAAUCUCUUGCCAUUAGAGAGAGAAUAUUGGGAACUCACAAUCCAGAAGUGCCACAUCCAAUAAUAUUUCGUGGCGCUGUGUACGCCGAUAAUGCGAGAUUCGAUAGAUGUAUAGAUCUAUGGCUCCAUGCAUUAAAGUUAAGACAGUUAAACAAUAUUUCUGUAGUCAAGGAUCUUUUACGGUUCGCACAGGUAUUCUCUCAAAUGAUCCACGUAGGUGUUGAUCUACAGUUUUCCCAAGUCAUAAACGUUUUAGAAGCGAGUGUUAUUGAAUUGGGAAGAAAUAAGGCCAAACUAAAGGAUCCUGAUCCUGAUCCUAAGGAAGAUCCGGAUCAGAUUAUUGAAGAAAUGGAGUCUAAUAUCACGACGACUCUUUAUAUUUUAACGAUUCUAACGACCCUGAUGACUUUAAAUAAAAAAGAAUAUGACGAGGCUGAUGUCAAUAAAGCUCAUUAUUUAGUACAUAAAUUAUGUGCGUUGCGCGUUACUCUGCGCGACGGACAGACACUUUUACAUUUGGCAGUGAAUGCCAAAACGCCAGUCGACGAUUUUCAUACGAAUGACGUUUGCAAAUUUCCCUGCGCUGCCACUGCAAAAUUGUUAAUACAAUGUGGCGCUGAUGUCAACGCCAUGGAUAGUAAAAGAAAUACACCACUUCAUGUCAUCGUUGGCUAUCACAAGCCAAUCAGUGAUUUCAUGACGCUUCAUUCAAUUAUUAUGGAUCUGAUAGAAGCUGGAGCACAUAUGGACACUGUGAAUAGUCGCGGAAAGACACCGUUCAACGCAGCAACCACUGGUAUAGCAGAAAUAAUUCUGCGCACUCAGACGAAAUUGUCCCUGAAGUGUAUGGCUGCUAAAGCCGUAAAAACUUACAACUUAUCAUAUUGCGGCAACGUACCCCGCACACUGGAGAGUUUUAUCGAAUUACACGGACCCGGACUUAAUCAGGGUUAAUGAAAAUGAUUAUUAAUCAGCUAAUUAGUGUGGCUGUUGUUGAUCGUUAAAUGAAAAUGAAACAAACGUGGAUAAAAUUUAUUUAUGCAUUUUCGAUAAAUACUCAUAAUGUGGGUACGUUAUUCCACAUAUAAUAAGCAAUUACACGCUAGACUGUUCUGCUAAAUCGGAAAAUGAUUUACACGGACUUGGAUAUUUUUGGACCGCGCUGUGGAAUUGGUACAAUGCUGUUAUCUUUUCCCUUGCCACUUCGUUUGCCAUAGAGUCCCCUCACUCGUUUCUCACAGCACUAGGAGUGCGUUUGUACAAAGAAAAAAAGUAUAUAAAAAAAAAUGAAAUGAAACGAGAGCGCGGGGUGUAUGGAAUUGUUGUAUACAAAGUAUAUACCGAUGUUUAUUGUGAAUUAUAUAACACAGGCUACUUAACCCUUUAAAGCAUGGUGGUGUUCAAGAGUAUUACCUGGCAACUCUAUAAAGAAAACUAGUAAUUCACAUCUAAUUCAAGCGAAAAUUGGUACCCAGAGGUUUUAAGGUUCGCUGAAUUGGGAUCUGAAGUAACAAUUUUCAAAUUCAAAGUGGCAGAUCCAAUUUGGCGGGUCUGCAUUAACCCUUCCCAUGAAAAAAAAAAUUUAAAAAGUUACUUUCCUCGCGUAAAAUAUAUUACUCGGGAGUUUUUGAGACCUUUGAUUACGAGUCUGAACCUAAAAUUUAAGAAUUCAAAUAGCGAGUCUAAUAUGGCAGACCAAAAUGCAAAAAGUUACUUGAUUUAGACAAACCUCGAUACUCGGAAGUUUUUGGGUUCGCUUAUUACAAAUCUGAAUUCGAAAUUUUCGACUCUAACAUGACAGAUCCACUGUGGCAAAUCUAAAUGAAUUGAGUUCCGAUUCAUAAUUAACAACCUUAGAAACCUCCGAGUACCAUAUUUCAAGUAAAUCGUAUGUAAGAAAAAAAAAAAUGUAUGCUUCGGAGAGUUAAAGUGGUACUCUUUUUUUCAUCUCAGAGUUUUUAAUAUAUGUGCAAAUAAAGUGUCAGUGCUAUAUGAUGUUUAA
Cephus cinctus (wheat stem sawfly) is the source of this 3491-nucleotide messenger RNA. It is a transcript of the gene Fem-1, whose product is annotated as protein fem-1 homolog B. The record is from RefSeq and is a predicted model, not a curated record. The coding region runs from base 488 to 2443 and encodes 651 amino acids. Lineage: Eukaryota; Metazoa; Arthropoda; Insecta; Hymenoptera; Cephidae. The transcript is spliced from 10 exons. Gene Ontology annotation, molecular function: protein binding.